UCGAAGAACAAGUAAAAUGGGGAAGAAGGACGGUGAUUCUAAACGCAAAAGAAAGAGAGCGAUUUUCGAUUCUGAUAGCGAAGAUGACGAGAGUGGCGGAGACUUAGAAGAUGAGUUGUUGAGUUUGACCAAGCGACAGAAGGACAAAGAUGCCGUCUCAAAGCUCCAGCCGUCCAAGGCUUCUGCGGCUUCCGAUAGCGAUAUGGAUUCGUCAGAUGAUGGCGAUGAUGAGUGGACYGUGGACUCGGAAAACAGCAARGGYAAAAUGAUGAAAGGCAAAGCCAAAAAGAAACAAGGGAAAAAAAGAACUUCAUCCGAGUCAUCUGAAAUGGAAAGUGGGGAGACGUCAUCAGGGGAAAUAUCAUCGUCAUCAUCUGAUGAUGACGAAGAAGAGCAAUAUGAUGAUGGUUGGGAUGACGACUUACUUGGMGAUGAGGCAGAUAGGUCAAUGUUGGCCAAAAUGACAGAAAAAGAGAGAGAACAAGAACUCUACAACAGAAAUGAAAAGCGUGAAGCACUCAAGACAAGAUUUGAAAUUGAAAAGAAACUUCGCAAGGCCAAGAAAGCUAAUAAGAAAAGGAGAAAGAAAGAGGAGGAGGAAAAAUCCAAUACUUACAAGAGAGGRUCAGGAAUUGCUUUAAGGAAACAAGAAAGAAAGAAAGUYGUUGAAGAAAAGAAAAUCAAAGCUCUUGAUGACUURAAAGCAAGAMGAUCAGAGAAGAAAGAAAAGAAAGAGGCAUUUUUAGAGCAAAAAGAACCCUUAAAAACCAGUGAAGUUUUUACAGAUGAUGAAGAUGAUGAUGAGCAAGAAGACAGCAAGUCUAGYGCUGAUGAAGAGUCCUAUGCUGGUUCUGACGAUGAACAAGGAUAUACAGAACCAGUUCAAAUUUCUUCUGUAGAUGACCUAGAACGAAUUAGACUCUCAAGACACAAAAUGGAGAAGUGGGUACAUAUGCCAUUUUUUGGUGAUGCRGUUGUUGGGUGCUAUGUGCGUAUUGGUAUUGGUAGUUGCGAAGGAAGACCUGUUUAUAGGGCUGCUGAAAUUCGUGAUGUGGUAGAAACUGCCAAGGUCUAUAAUUUGGGUUCAACAAAGACAAACAAAGGGCUUAAACUGAGACAUGGAGCACAAGAGAGGGUGUUCAGGCUGGAAUUUGUKUCUAAUCAAAGAAUAACAGAAACAGAGUUUCAACGAUGGAGAGAGGAAUGUGAGGAACACRGCAUACCAGUACCAACAUUAGAGGACAUCGAAAGAAAAGAAGCUGACAUUAAAAAUGCUGUUAACUAYAUGUACAACGAAGAUGAUAUUGAAAAGAUUGUAUCAGAAAAGAAAAAGUUUAGAAAAACACCUUUUAAUUACGCUCUACAGAAGAAUAAUCUUUCACAGAACAAGGAAAUUGCUGAGCAGACAGGUGACCAUGAAGCUGCUGAUAAAAUUCGUCUUGAACUUGAAACGUUGGAAGAAAGAGCACAGAACUUGGACAAACAGAGAACAAAAGGNNAAACAUGUUUUAGUUACAUCAAUGAAAGAAACAGGAARAGAAACAUUAUUGAAGCAGAGAAGGCUGCUGCAGAAGAACUAAGGACAGAGGAAAAGAAGGACGAUCCAUUUACGAGAAGAAAAACUUUACCAAUACUUGUGUCAAUGGCCAAGGCUACUGCUUUGUUUGAUGACAGUGGAUCAUCAACCCUGCCAACUGAUGACGGCACAACAUCACAAAUGAACGAGACACCUGCAUUUUCAAGAACUGCAUCGAAAUUGGUAACGCCGGCCAGGGGUAUCUUAGACACUCCUGGUAAUACAAGCGAAACGCCCAUGGCAGAYAACAAGAAUACACCAUCCAACUCGGAGGACUUAUUCUCCGCACAUAACUUCGAUAUUACCAUCAAUCUCAACUUCCCUUUACCAGAAACUCGCACUACACCUACUGUAACCCACACCCCGAAUAUCGAUCGGGAUGGAACGCCAAGAAGAUCUUUGAAUCUUGAGGACUAUAAGAAAAGAAAAGGACUUAUAUAGCUCACUAUUUUGUCUCAUUGAACUCAAAGCUAGGAAGUUAGGUAUUCUGUAUAAUAAGCUKUCAAAAAGAAAUCAAUUUUACUUAUUCUGUACAAAGAAAAUGCUGUAAUCAUUACGACAAACGACAUUAAGAAAUCACUAGUGCUCGCUUCUCUGAGACAACCAGCUCUAGCAGUUCUAGCAGUAGARAGAGCUCGCAGAGUAAAAAAGUACAUUGUUAUCUUGGCCUGUCUUCGCAUAACAUACACGAGAAGAGAAGUUAGAAGUUGUUUUUGGAAACGCCAUAAAAACCAUGAAUGAACGAUAACAGUACUUCAGUAGCUCGAUGUUAUUAUUACCUCACAAUGGAUUUUACUUCCCUGAGCCAGGAACUUCACCUUUUGAAUAAAAGAUAACACUUUUUCGCGGACAUUUAGUUMUGUAAGAGUUUUACUGACACUAAAUUUUGAAAAGGUCGUCCGGUUAAAAGAAAAAUGUAGAAAUUAUUUACACUUAUUAUACUUUUCUUGCAGUAAAUUUGUAAUUCAUUGUACAUAAUAUUUCGUGAUUCAAAUUUUGAAGUGAAGUUCAUAGUUUUGCAGUACACAAGAACAAAAAAAUGUUUCAUUUUAGCAAUGUUUUUUAACUGGACAAUCUUUUCAAAAUAAGCUGCGCUAAAAGGCAAGCCUAGUUUUGCUAAGUCUUUGUGUGUAAGUGAUCUGAAAACGUCUUUACUAGUCAAUGUUGGAGUUAUUUUAUUGUUAGAAGUCUAAACUUAAACUGUACAUGCGACAACAUUUGACAAUUUUAGAAAUAAUGUGAAUAUUUAUGAUCUUUUUGUAUUAAAAUCCUGAUGGAGUUGAAAAUA
Exaiptasia diaphana is the source of this 2864-nucleotide messenger RNA. RefSeq names its product RNA polymerase-associated protein RTF1 homolog. The transcript has 17 exons. Gene Ontology annotation, cellular component: Cdc73/Paf1 complex. Bases 17 to 2017 code for a protein of 666 amino acids. The record is from RefSeq and is a predicted model, not a curated record. Gene Ontology annotation, molecular function: RNA polymerase II C-terminal domain phosphoserine binding; DNA binding. NCBI's taxonomy places the organism in Eukaryota, Metazoa, Cnidaria, Anthozoa, Actiniaria, Aiptasiidae.